This is a messenger RNA of Musca vetustissima, 4995 nucleotides long. Its product is annotated as phospholipid-transporting ATPase ABCA3-like. Gene Ontology annotation, molecular function: ATP hydrolysis activity; lipid carrier activity; ATP binding. The record is from RefSeq and is a predicted model, not a curated record. The transcript has 14 exons. Gene Ontology annotation, biological process: lipid transport; transmembrane transport. Bases 1 to 4995 code for a protein of 1664 amino acids. Gene Ontology annotation, cellular component: membrane; intracellular membrane-bounded organelle. NCBI's taxonomy places the organism in Eukaryota, Metazoa, Arthropoda, Insecta, Diptera, Muscidae.
AUGCUGAUCGUGGUGUUCUACACUACAAUCGUAAUUAACCCGGCUGUAAAUUCCCGAGAUUCGAUGAUGGAAUUGGAAGAGGCUCAACGGACGCAUUUCUAUGAGAAUUGUUCGGAUAUAUAUGACCUAACAGCGUUGAGACAUUUAAAAGGACUCUCAAAGAAACGUCUACGUUAUGGUCUGUUAUAUGGACCUCCAACAAAUUUUACCACCCACGUUGUUGAGGAGACCCGCAAGGCGUUAAAAAUAAGGAAUAUUUUCCCUGUACAAACUGAGAAGAGCCUCUUGAAUCAUUUCCACGAAGAUCACUAUUUGGCGGGAAUAUUUUUUCACAAUUUAAGUAACAGGGAUAAUAAUUUGGAACCUGGUGGAGUACCAGUCCGAUUAUCUGCAACCCUUAGCUUUCCAAGUGAAUUUCGCACCAGCGAACAUCCAGACAUUUUUCCAAGUUUAUGGCUCACACGUUGCACAGGAGUCCUGGACCAUUUGGAUACCGACCAUCUGAGACAUACCGAUCUCUAUUUACGAGAAGGUUUUUUACAAUUACAACAUCGAUUGUUUAUAGAAUGGCUGAAAUUGUUAAUCAAUUCUGCGGACAGUGAAGAAGAUCUACAUUCGAAGGGGUUGUUGCCAAAAAUCACGAUACGUUCAUUUCAACAUCGUACAGAUCAGGAACCAUGUUAUGUCGAAGGUUCAUCAAACAUUAUAUGGUUCUUGUAUUAUUUUACAUUUUUUGUGCCAUUUUUGAGGGUUAUAAGGAAAUUCUCUCAAGAACAAGAAGAAAAUAUUCCUGCACAUCAUUUGAUUUACGGCUAUGAACCUGGACAUCUUCGUGCGGCUCAUUUUUUGAUUUCCUUUUGCCAUUUUUUCUUAUUGGGUCUAAUUAUAGUGGCAAUACUGACGAUCGAAUGGACCAGCAUUGAAAAAUAUCACAUAUUUCGUCGAAUAAAUCCUGCAAUACUACUUCUUUUCAUUAUUCUCUAUAUAACCAUCCUGCUCAUUUAUGCCAUGCUUGUGACGACUGUCUUCGUAAACUCCGCAAAUUGUGUUCUCUUCGGAGCUGCAAUGUGGCUCGGUUCCUAUGGUCUAUUCUCCCUUGUCAUGGAUACUUCGGAAAAAUUCUCAAUAGCUUUGGUCAUAAGCCUAUUGAUAUUUUUCAAUAAUAUGUACCCAUAUGGAAUGCGUCUAAUGAAAGAAGCGGAAGAUCAAUUGGACUACCAGGAAAUAUGGUCACUAAUUUAUAUACAGGUUACAUAUAUAUUUAUGUUAUUGUUUGUAUUGGCCUUGGCAGAUUUAUUAAGGCCUGGACGUUAUGUCAGACGUAGAUAUUUUAAUUAUUUGGGUAUACCUUAUGUUUGUCACAUUUGGCUAAGGCGAAGGAGAGGUGUGCAUGACAAUUCAAUGGAAUUGCGGCGUCGUACCACAAUGUCAUCUGCGAUGGUGGUAGUCGGUCCAUAUCCCAGUUGCCAAAAUUUGGAAUGUGGUCCAGUGAUGGGUCAAGAAGUGUUGUAUUUGAAAAACAUCAAUACUUAUAGGGAUCGUAUCAGGAAUAUUCAACAGCUGAAGAAACUUACCCUGAGAUUUUAUAAAAAUGAAAUCUCCGUCAUAUUGGGACCGCAUGGAACAGGGAAAACUCGAUUGAUUUCGAUAUUGGCUGGUUGGUGUAAACCAUUUAAAGGAAAUAUUUAUUUUAAUGGCGAUUUUGAUAUAUAUGAAAAUUGUUAUAAUUAUCACGAUAUCAUUGAUGUUUCGAUGCCCAAUAACCCGCUGUGGCCAGCAUUGACUGUUCAAGAAACCCUAUGGUAUUUUUGUGCAAUAAAACAAAAGCCCAGGGGCAAAGAAGACCUUGAAAUGGAAAUCAAGAAAUGGUUGAAGGUUUUAGGAGAGCAUUUGCCCAAUGGUUCCCUAACAUUUGUAAGAGAUUUAUCAUUUUCCCAAAAACGUUUACUUGCUCUCUGUUCUGCCUUGUCGGGGGAUAGAGUGAUAAUACUUUUGGAUAAUCCCACCUUGCAUAUGACACUGAAGGAACAGUUGCCGUAUUGGGAAAUAUUACGCCAGGAGAAAGAAAAUCGAGCCAUUAUUAUAACUACAUUUUCCAUCAAUGAGGCUGAUGCCAUUGGAGAUCGUAUCGGCAUAUUGAGUGAUGGCAAUCUUUUGGCAUGGGGUACACCAUUUUUUCUGAAGACACGAUUUGGCAGUGGAUUUGAUUUGAUUCUCAUAAAAAGGCCGGAUUAUCCCAAUCGUCCCAUAACGGACCUAAUAUCUCAAUAUAUACCCAACACAAUACCAACAUCUGAAAUUGGAGAUCAAUUGCUCUAUAAAUUACCUCCGGAUAAACGAAAUUUAUAUCAAAAACUUUUAAUAAGUCUUGAGAAACAAAGUCAGGAGCUUGGAAUCUCAACCAUACGCCUUGGGGGUUCUGAACUGAAGGAGAUUUAUAUGAAACUAGGUAUGGCUAAUUCCGCAGAAUCAAUGGACAUUGCAGAAUUACAGCAAUUUGGUGAAAUUUUCAAAUUCACCAAAAAGUCGCGAGUUAAUCAGAAAUUAAAUACAACAAAGCAACAAAUUAACGCCAUGCUCUACAAGAAAAUGAUACACCAAGCUCCGAACAUUAUACCGAUCAUUAUGAUUUUUGUUGUAUUCCUUUUGAUUCUGCUGAUAAAUGAAAUGACGAAAUUAUUGCGAAUACCGAGUACCCAAAAUGAAGGCAUCCAUUUGGGUCUACCGCGUAAUGCCACGGAACGUGACUUUCUUUCCCAAUUCGAUAAUUGUUCCUUUGUAGAGGUUGCCGAAAUUCAAACUGCCGACUAUCAAUUGAAAUUAAAUAAUAAACCCAAAUAUUUUCUCUUUAAACGUUUUGAGUGUGGCCAGGGGCCGUAUCAGGAGGAUCUGUUAAGUGAUACGGGUAUCUAUGAUAAAUUUGGUGCUGUGGAAUAUCAGGGGCCGAGCAGGCAGGAUAUGGUGCUGUGGAUAAAUGAAAAGAUAUUUCAUACAGCAGCGAUCUCAUUGAAUUUGGCACAUAAUUUGAUUUUGAGUAACAUAUUUCCAAAUCGAUCUGAUAUCCUGACAACCAUCAUCAAUAAACCGAAAAUUAUACCGCUGCACAUAAACAUCAAUUUGAUUGAUAAUCAAGUGUCACAUUUACGUUUGGCUCUAACGAUGGGCGUCAUUAUGCCCAUUACAAUGUCCUGUUUUAUUGUGGGACUUGUGGAGGAGCGAACAAAUCACCUAUUGACGCUGCAGCGUAUUGCCGGUGUAAAGUUAUCAAUAUACUGGCUUAUUGGCAUAUUGUGGGAUUUUGGAACAUUUUUUGCUUUCUCGAUUAUAUAUUUUUUGGUAAUGCUGGUAUCGACCAUUGAAGGGUUCGGCACCAUGGCGAAACUAUUGAUUUUACUUCUUCUGAAUGUCCAUGGCUUAUCGGCAUUGUGUUUUAUUUAUCUGCUGUCCUUAUUUAUGCCUCGUUCAAGAUAUCGGGCAUUUUUAAUAGCCAUUGUGGUUCAACUUGUACUUGGUCUUUGUACAUAUGUCUUCUAUUGGGAUGUUGCCGAGACUAGCAGCACCUUUUACUAUUUAUUGUCCUUGUCACCAACAUUUUCCCUACUGGAUGGAAUUAGUAAUAUCUACACUGAAAAUAAGGAACAUGAAUAUUGUCGAGAACGAUGUCAGGAUAUUCCAGGGUGUUACACGGAAAAUAUGUGUUCACUUAUUCCAAAUUGUUGUGCCGAUAAUUUUUUCAAAUGGUCAUCUCCCGGAAUCUUGCCUUCUCUAUCGUUUAUGUUACUCUCGGGGGUAUUAUCGAGCCUGCUGUAUUUCCUAAUAAAUAUAUAUCGCAAUGAAAAACUGCACAGUGGUACACCAAGAAUAAAACAAAUGGGCAGUGUUUGUUUCCCCUAUGAAGAUGACGAAGUGAUGACUGAAAAGGUUCGCAUAUCCAACAUGGAUUCUAACGGUUGUCGGAAAUAUCAACUUUUGGCCGAUCAAAUUGAGCAGCAGUUACCCAGGCAUGGUCUACGUUUGAACACCAUUUCCAUGGCCUUGGAAGGCUCCACCUGUGUGGCUUUGUAUGGCUCCCAUCAUUCCGGUAAAUCCCAUUUGAUACGACAAUUAUUAGGUACAGAACCAAUGCGUUUUGGAGAAUUGUACAUCUGUGGCCAUGAUUGUCGAUAUGAAACGAGAGAUGCCUAUCAAGCUGUUGGUUAUUGUCCUCAGGAUCGAGGACUUUGUAAUUCAUUUACUCCACGACAGCUAAUGACAUUAUUUCUGAUGAUACGUGGCAUUUCCGAACCAGCGGCCUCACAAAAGAUACGAACCGUUUCUCAAGUCCUUCAGUUGCGACGUUAUAUGCGAAUGCGGAUUUGUUAUGUUCCGAUGGAGGUUAGACGUAAACUAAACAUAGCCAUGUCCUUGAUACUUUGCAAUGGAAUUUUAAUAUUGGAUGAACCGACUCGGGGCAUGUCGGCCAUGGAUCGUCAAUUAAUCAUUACAAUCUUGAGGAAGAUGCGUUCCAUUGGCCAUACGUUGUUAAUUAGUUCCAGUGACAGUCUGGAAUGUCAUCAAUUGGCCGAUAAAUUAUUUGUCUUGCAGAAUGGUGAGGCAUUGGCCAUGGGUAGCCCGACCUAUGUGGGAAAUAAAUAUGGCAAAGGAUUUUAUUUGGAAGUCAGAUUAUUGUUGGAUGGCAAUACAACAGAAAAAAUUGAAGAAAAUUUGGAAAAAGAUAUAGAAAAUAUGCAGACCUAUGUUAAUUUUUUGCAUGGGGAAUCCAAAUUGGUAAAUCAAUAUCGCAAUACUUUGAAAUAUUACAUACCUCUUUUAAAUGUUCAAUAUUCCUAUUUGUUUGGAUCGUUGGAGAAAAAUCGACAUCGUUUGAAUAUUUCGGAAUACACAAUUGGCCAGGAAUCACUUCUAAUGAUUUUAAAUAAAAUAGUGACAACAAGAAAUCUUAACGAAUCAAUUCGAAAGAAAUUAAAAUUUGAACAAAAUCGAAAUGUAGAAUAA